Molecule: messenger RNA, 1691 nt
Organism: Paralichthys olivaceus (Japanese flounder)
Lineage: Eukaryota; Metazoa; Chordata; Actinopteri; Pleuronectiformes; Paralichthyidae
Product: trypsin-1
Biological process (GO): proteolysis
Molecular function (GO): serine-type endopeptidase activity
Source: RefSeq, a predicted model, not a curated record
GACACGAUAAUACAGCAACCAUGAGGUCUCUGGUCUUCAUUCUGCUCAUCGGAGCUGCUUUUGCCACGGAGGACGACAAGAUCGUCGGAGGGUAUGAGUGCACGCCCUACUCCCAGCCCCAUCAGGUGUCUCUGAACUCUGGCUACCACUUCUGUGGAGGCUCCCUGGUCAACGAGAACUGGGUUGUGUCUGCUGCUCACUGCUACAAGUCCCGUGUGGAGGUGCGUAUAGGCGAGCACAACCUCAGAGUCUAUGAGGAAACCGAGCAGUUCAUCAGUUCAUCUCGUGUGAUCCGCCACCCCAACUACAGCUCCUACAACAUCAACAACGACAUCAUGCUGAUCAAGCUGAGCGAGCCCGCCACCCUCAACCAGUACGUGCAGCCUGUGGCUCUGCCCACCAGCUGUGCCCCCGCUGGCACCAUGUGCACAGUCUCUGGAUGGGGCGACACCAUGAGCUCCACUGACAGUAGCAGGCUGCAGUGCCUGGAUCUCCCCAUCCUGUCUGAGAGGGACUGUGAGAACUCCUACCCUGGCAUGAUCACCAAUGCCAUGUUCUGCGCUGGAUACCUGGAGGGAGGAAAGGACUCUUGCCAGGGUGACUCCGGUGGCCCCGUCGUGUGUAACGGUCAGCUGCAGGGUGUUGUGUCCUGGGGCUACGGAUGUGCUGAGAGGGAUCAUCCUGGUGUCUACGCCAAGGUCUGCAUCUUCAUCGAUUGGCUGGAGAGGACAAUGAGCAGCUACGGAUUGGCUUCUCAUCGACCAAUGAGGAUUGCCAGAGAGCAGGGCAGCUCAUCUGCCUGUGGAUAUAAACCCAGGAUCUUGAUGAAGUUUUGUCAUCGACACGAUCACACAGCAACCAUGAGGUCUCUGGUCUUCGUUCUGCUCAUCGGAGCUGCUUUUGCCACGGAGGACGACAAGAUCGUCGGAGGGUAUGAGUGCACGCCCUACUCCCAGCCCCAUCAGGUGUCUCUGAACUCUGGCUACCACUUCUGUGGAGGCUCCCUGGUCAACGAGAACUGGGUUGUGUCUGCUGCUCACUGCUACAAGUCCCGUGUGGAGGUGCGUAUGGGCGAGCACCACAUCAAGAUCAAUGAGGGAACCGAGCAGUUCAUCAGCUCCGAGCGCGUCAUCCGCCACCCCAACUACAGCUCCUACAACAUCAACAACGACAUCAUGCUGAUCAAGCUGAGGGAGCCCGCCACCCUCAACCAGUACGUGCAGCCUGUGGCUCUGCCCACCAGCUGUGCCCCCGCUGGCACCAUGUGCACAGUCUCUGGUUGGGGCAACACCAUGAGCUCCACCGCUAACAGAAACGUGCUGCAGUGCCUGGAUCUCCCCAUCCUGUCUGACAGGGACUGUGAGAACUCCUACCCUGGCAUGAUCACCCCGGCCAUGUUCUGCGCUGGAUACCUGGAGGGAGGAAAGGACUCUUGCCAGGGUGACUCCGGUGGCCCCGUCGUGUGCAAUGGUGAGCUGCAGGGUGUCGUGUCCUGGGGCUACGGAUGUGCUGAGAGGGAUCAUCCUGGUGUCUACGCCAGGGUCUGCAUCUUCAUCGACUGGCUGGAGACAACCAUGGCCAGCUACUAAGUAACGAAAGCAAAGUUCAGUCGAUCAGCUCAACAUCAAUUGCUGUUCAUGCUCCAUCUUUUGCACUGGACACUAUGACAAAUAAAACUAUUCAAAGCAGAA